Messenger RNA from Bufo gargarizans (Asiatic toad), 5748 nucleotides. RefSeq names its product SURP and G-patch domain containing 2 (gene SUGP2). The record is from RefSeq and is a predicted model, not a curated record. Gene Ontology annotation, biological process: RNA processing. The coding region runs from base 142 to 2898 and encodes 918 amino acids. NCBI's taxonomy places the organism in Eukaryota, Metazoa, Chordata, Amphibia, Anura, Bufonidae. Gene Ontology annotation, cellular component: nucleoplasm. Gene Ontology annotation, molecular function: RNA binding. The transcript has 11 exons.
AUGUAAUACGCGCGGCAGCCCGGGAGGAAGUGGCUGUACGGAUUGUGUUGGAGUAGCGAGCUAAUAGGUAGGGCUCGGGGUCCAGGCCUUAUCGGGGGUGGUGUGUAAGCUGCUGGCGCCGGGGAUAUUAGAUUGACAAUCAUGUCAGGACAAAGGAUGACCCGUGAAGCCUUUGAUGCCAUAGUGCAAGAGAAAAUGAAAAGGUACCGUGUAAGCAUGGACCAAGCCAUGUCGGAUACUUUACGUGAAUUGGAUGGCCCAUCCUCGUCGAGAAGACCAGUAAAUGACAUGGACGCUCUUUACAGAGAUAAACAAAGGUAUCCCAUGCAUGAUGUCCCUUACGGUUCUUUAGAUGGAGACUGGGAUAUGGAGAUGAGGAGAGAUGGUAUUUCAAACCAGCCUUACCGUCGAGAAUUAGACAGGGAACUCUCUGGUGGAAGAAACUUCAAUCCUCUUUUAGACAGAUGGGGUUCUAAUGACCCAAUUGUAAAGGAAAGAUUAUACCGAGAAGAACUACAUGCUACAAAUCGGCAGCUUGGUGAACUUGAAAACUUAAGAGACUUGAGCUUAUCUCGUAAAAAUUGGGAUCUUGAUCACCCUCUUCGUGAACCAGAACAUCCAAUGGACAGAGCAGAAAUUGUCAGGGAUUUGCGUUCUAGGAACGAGUUUGGCAAGGGUGUUUUCGAGGCACCAGGAGCUUUGGAGCAUGUGGCCUUAAGGCGUGGGCAGAAGAAAGGAAAUAUAGCGCUACAUGCCCACAGUUUUGCUGGCAGACCAGCUAAAGGCGGUGAACCCUCCACUAAACAAGAUGAAUUGGACAAAGACCAAGUCUUUAAUAUUGGCUUGCAGAUUGUCAAAUGGGCCAAAUUUGACUCUGCAGAGGAUAUGGAAUUUCUAAAACAGUAUGCGUCUGUGUUCAAAGUAAAGACUGAUGCAUGUAAGAUGUUACUGGAUUGCCUCAAAUGUAAAAUGGCCGUCCCUCACAGAGAGAUGUGCUUUUCUAGUGUAAGAACUGUAGUUCCUGCUGUCAUGAGGAGCCCCAGAAUUGACAAUGACCUGUUGGAUUUGUUGGUUAGAACCAGAACUGUGAAAACCAAGAAUGAUUUCUUUAACGCAAUCAAACCAUUUGACAUGGAGAUGAUGUUGGUCCAGAAGAAUUUGCUGCAUUGUAUAACGCCUUUGCUGCUUGCCUGUAAUGCAUAUGAAAUAAAGCACUUUGCUCUCACAGACCCAAGAGAGCUAUUUGUUGCCCUCAAGAGCACUGUGUUGUUGUGCCGGCAGUCUCUAGUCCUGAUAGGUCAGACAUUUGCGAUGAUUAGCGCUGCCAGACAGAAUAACGUUCUUAAUUUGCUAAGCAUCUCGGAUCCAAAUCUGAAGCCUAUAAACUUUCCAAAUUUCAAGAGCUGUUUUCUUUUUGGAGGAAAGUUUGUUUCACAAUUGACAACCUGGCUUCAAAACAAAGACAAUAAAUUAAUCUUAAAAUCCCAAGCCAAGGUACCCGAUGAUAAAAAAGUUGCUAAGAAACCAUCAAAGCCUGAAGUAGAAAGUCAAGAAAAGAAAGCCGCUGAUGUCAGUGCUAUUGCUACUAUUGAUCAGCUUUUUGAAAAUGCAAAAAAAGGCAACCAGGCUGCAGGAGCAAAGUCUCAAUUUGGGUUCUUGUUUGAUGAGGGUAGCAAUGAAUAUAAAUAUUAUCGUCAAAAGUUUGUAGAAUUUCAGGAAUCCAAAAAUCUGAUACAAACACAGAGCACACAGACAAAAAGUUGUAAGCGGUCUCCUGAAGAGUUGGCUACUGAUUCAGUGAGGGCAAUGCUGUAUGCAAGAAAGGUACAAAACUUGAAGAAGAAACUCUUCAGGACCUUGGCCUUCUCAAGAAAAAGAAAGCAGGCCAAACUUAAGAGACGUGUGACAAAGGAAUUGCCUUCUGUUAAGGAGGAAAAGAAGGUUGAAGAACAAGAACUAAAAUCUAUACCAGCAGAAGAAACUACACCAGAAACCUCUGCUUGUGAAGUAGAUGUCAAGUCUGAGAAGAUUCCAGAUACAAGCUCUGUGUCCAGUAGUCCACCUGCUCAGAAAGUAGAGGAAAAAGUGGAGGAAAAAGAACCAGUAGCAACAGAACCACUGGAUGUUGAUGAGAAGACCAAGGAUACGGCUAUAAAGUUGGCGGAGUUUGUUGCUCAGAUGGGACCAGAAAUAGAGCAGUUCAGUAUGGAGAACAGUGUAAACAACCCAGAGUUUUGGUUUUUAUGUGACAAAGAAAGUCCUGCAUACAAGUUCUACAGGAGUAAGGUGGAGGAGUUCAAGCAAACUGAAGAGGCAAUGUCUGAUAAUGAAGAAAUUGGCCUAGAGGACUGUGAUUUGGAAAAUAUAAGGACUGGAGAUGAACCACAAAAUGAUUCUGAUGUGGAAAUUGAUGCAGAGUGUGAAGCUGCUGAAGCGCUGAGCACAGAGAGUGCUCCAGUAGCUGCAUUUAGUCAAAUGCCUACUCCAGCUCGCCCUCCCAUAGCACGAAAAAGAGUGGCAAAUCUGAAGGUUGGCUUGCUUCCACCCAAAAGAGUGUGUCUUGUAGAAGAACCCAAAAUUCACGAUCCAGUACGUAUUGAAUAUGAACGUCCACGGGGGCGUUCACGCCACAGAAUGAAGAAACCAGUGGAUUUACAGUAUGCCAAUAAGAAGAUUACCCAGCAGAAUGUGGGUUUUAAGAUGCUGAGUAAGAUGGGCUGGCAAGAAGGUCAAGGACUUGGCUCCCGUGGUUCGGGCAUCAAAAAUCCCAUUAACGUGGGCACAAUCUCUGCUGGAGAGGGCUUGGGGGCUGAAGAAAAGAAGUCUGGCAAUUCUGCAAACUUUGAUGCUUUUCGUCAAAGGAUGAUUGAGAUGUACAAGCAGAAAAUUACCAAAUGAUGAGUAGGAUAAUGGAAACUGCUGAAAUCUGAAGCUACUUUUUCCAGUAUAUUUUGGGUCACAAGUAGGACCCCCAUAGUUUUCAAACUAAAAUGUAUGUCGUCUUGAUCUUUCCACAAGAUGUUGUUGUUUUUUUUUUUUAAUGAGCUGAGAUACAUGUUUUGCUCAUGUAAAAAUGUGUAUAUCCUGUUGCACAUUUCAGAUGUAUGACUUUUACUAAACCAUUUAAGAAAACAGGUUUGUUAGCAGUUUUUUUGUGCUUAAUUUUUCUUUGCACAGCAAAUAUUAUCUGCCCUAAAUCUGUUAGUUAUUUUCAAGUGUGUCUUAAAGGGCUUGUACAGUGCAAAGAUAUUGAUUACUUCUCCUCAGGUUAGGUCAUCAGUAAUAUAAAGGUCGGGCCACAGCUCCCAACAUCCCCAAUGAUAACCUGUAUGAAGAGGUAGGAGUUGUACGAGUGCUGCUUCCUCUUCAAAUUUACAUGUGUGCCAUCUGACUUGCAAGUAAUUACAACAGCUUAUCCCAUUCUCUUGGGCAGCUGUAAUUACACUGACACCUGUACAAGUGGGACUAUGUGCAGGUAGGUCUGCUGAGGAUAGGUAAACGGUGUCUUUGCACUGCACAACCCCUUUAAAGUAGUUAUUCGAGCCUGGUAAUGCCCCCUCCCCCAUAUGCCUAGGUCUCACAUUGAAUCUACUUACCUGGCCCCCUGCGCCACUCUAUUGGCUUCCUCCAUCCCCUCCCUAACCCCAGAUGUUUUCAUCCGCUCACGCAAGAGCCAGGUAAUGAGAAUCGGUGUGAGGGGCCCAGGCAUAUGGGAUGGGGGGGGGGGGGGGGGUGGUAUUUCCAGGCUCAGAUAACCCCUUUAAAGUGUACCUAAACUUUCAGAAUAAGUUGAAAUGUAUGAGUUAUAGCACUAUAUCUGACCAUUAUGAAUUGUGUCUGAUCUUUUUAGCAGUCUAUCCCUUUGCAGGCUACAUCUAGAAUUCUCAGUUGUUCCUGGACUGGUGGCUAGACUAGCUAUUAUGUCUCCCCAUAAAAUACACAGACAGCAGAUUCUGCCCUGUUACUCCCUUAGAAGCACCGUAUAGGACAUUAUAGAGAUAUACUGAGCAGUGUAGAUGUGAAUAAAGUACCGUAUUUUUCGCCCCAAAAGAUGCAACGGCCCAUAAGACUCUCCUAGGUUUUAGAGGAGGAAAAUAGGAAGAAUAUUUUUCAUUACACCUCAGGUCAGACCCCCAAUAUUAGACUUCAGCUCACAGCCCCAAUCAGACCAAUGUUAAGAUCCUCAGUCAGACAUCAGAGCCCAAUAUAAAGACACCCCCCCCCCCCCCCCAUUCAGACUUCACAUGAGACCCCAUGCCUCAUAUAAGCCCCUAGCCAUAUUUCAGUAGCCCCCAGCCCAGCUGCUUACUGCCUGCGUCUUCCUCUGUUGGCUGUGCUCUAUUAACCAGCGCGUACAGCGUGUAGUCAGAGUGCCCUCAUGCCGUGCACAGCUGAGGACCAGGAAGAGGUGAGUACAAAGCCUUUUACCACUUCCUGGUCCUCGGUACCGUUCAUUAGUAUUCGCCCAUAAGACGCAGGGGCAUUUUUUCCCCCCACUUUGGGGGGGGAGGGAGAAGUGUAUCUUAUGGGGCGAAAAAUAUGGUAAUUGGCAUGAGAUAGAAGACUUUCUAUUAGCUGCUGAAUCACUCCUGUAUCUCUCUUCUGUCUGCUUGUUUCUUUCUGUACUUCCUCCAUAGAUUUCUAUGGGAUGAUGUAAUCUGAUCCUUCAGCAGGCUGGCAGCUGUCUUGGUCAAGACUGAUUUCUCGUCAUGAAUUGUUCUGUUCAGACCAAGUUGUCUUGGAAUCUUGGUGCAUCAAAAAGAAAGAUGUAACACAUAAUUGUUAUAUACAGUGCUGUGAAAGUAUUUGCCCCCAUUUGAUUUCUUCUGUUGACCAUUUCACACUAACAUGUUUCAGAUCAUCCAACUAAUUUUAAUACAAGAUAAAGACAACGCAAAAGUAGCUUUUUAAAUGAUCAUUUUAUUGAAGGUAAAGAUUUGUACAACAUGCAUAUGCGCACAUAUACACGUGGCCCCGGUGUAAAGACCACUGCCUAUGUGAUUGCAGCAGAGAGUGGUAUCGGCAGAGCAAGGGACGAGUAAAUGCUUAUUAAAUUGCCUUCCACAAAAAAAUAUAUAUAUAUAUAUUUGAUCUCCUUUAACAGCUCUGGAUGAAAUUGAUCCCUGUGCUCAAUACAGUUUGGUUAACUGGUUCGUUUAGUAGUUAAGCGGAGUUACCUUUUUUUUUUUUUUUUUUUUUACAUAGGGCAAGGUAGGGCUGAGCAGCAUUUUCAAUAAAUGAAAUACUCAUUCAAAAACUGCAUUUUGUGUUAAUUCUGCUUGUCUUUGUCUAAUAUGAAAUUAGUUUGAUCUGAAACAUGUAAUAGAUAAGGGGCCAUCUAAGUUUUCACAGCACUCUAUAUAUUUCUACACGUUACCAAAUUGAAAUAUGUAGAAUAAAUCACUUGUGUUCCUAUGCAGGGAACAUUCAUAGCACCAAAAGUUAAAUUGACCUCCACUUUCUAGUCACCACAUCAGCAGGCAAGUCUGUUUUUAUUACAACCCGUGCCUCUCCUUUAGAUGCAGAAUACAGGCUACUGUAAACUACAGUUUUGAGGUGUUUAGUUCCUAACAGUCUGUUUGCAAUGGGAAUGCUGCCACUUAUUGAAGCUAGAUUAGGAGUCAGUAUGUGUUUUUAUUGCUGUUUUAAAAUUGUUAAUUUGGAGAGGUAGAAUGUUUAAAUGCUUUUUUAUUUUUAUUUUUUUCAAAGUAACACUAAACUUUGAAUAAAAUUAAAUUGUUGCAAGUC